Messenger RNA from Ambispora leptoticha, 1665 nucleotides. The record is from the annotation of a GenBank genome assembly. Lineage: Eukaryota; Fungi; Glomeromycota; Glomeromycetes; Archaeosporales; Ambisporaceae.
AUGAAAAAUAACAAUGCAUUUAUUGAUACCGAUAGCAAUGAAUCCACUCCAUUAUUAAAAAAAACACCUUGGUAUCGUAGACCUUCAUCAUAUUGGUUGUUAGUUGCCUUUUUUGUCAUUGCAUUGACAUACGGAUUCGGACUAGUCAUUCGCGUACAAUUAUACAUAAAAAUUGUAUGCAAACUUUACUAUGAAUCAGAAAAUAAAAGCGACUUAAAGGCUGAUUACAGUUAUUUAUCCUCCUUUACUUCACUAUUAUCGUCAUCAUCAACAAAUAAUAUAAUUUUUAAUGGCGGAGAAUCACCGAAUUUAAAUUGUAACAUUCCUCAAAGCGAAAUUAGGCUGAACAUCGUAUCAUCAAGGCUUAAUUAUAUUCUACACCUUAACAUAGCCAUUUUUGUCUUAGGUGCACUAGGAUCCUUAUCCGAUAGAAAAGGCCGUCGAAUUUCAUUAUUACUAGCGACCACAGGAAUCUGCUUCAACGUUACAGUUCUUAUCGUAAUUGCGGAAUAUGUAGAAUACAUUAAUCCAAUAUUUUUAGCAGUUGGUUCUUUGGUGGAAGGUCUCACUGGAGGUCUACUAUCAUUUUUUGCUAUAAGCCAAGCAUAUAUCACUGAUUGUACAAUACCAAGUCGAAGGAGUGUAAUGUUCGGAUGGUUACAUGGCGCAACAUUACUAGGCGUAUCAGUUGGACCACUAAUGGGCGGAUGGAUAGUAUCAGUCACAAAUAAUCUGUUAUCUGUCUUCUACGUUUCCGUCAUAAUCUUUAUGGCAAUCUUUCUAUUCAUAUUAUUAAUCCUUCCUGAAUCGUUGUCAUCCGAAAAACUCGAAUCAAAUGCUCAAUUACGAUUAUCCAAAAAUGAGCAACGACAAAGCUCGCUAAGUUUAAAACGAUUGCGGGAACAAGUUUACAUCAUAUUCGAACCAUUAAGCAUUAUUUUACCAAAAUCGUUUAAUUCAACAGAAAACAAGGAAGAUGGAGAGAAGAAUAAAAAGAUGACUUUUCUUUUGGCAAAUAUUAUUGCAAUGAUCGCUGCAUCAAAUUUUGGAAUACAAGCGAUUUUUGUUUUAUACACGAACUACAAAUUUGAUUGGAGCGCAUUAGAUCAAGGAUAUUUUAUAUUUUGGUCGUGUGCAAGUAGAGCAUUAAUAUUGUUUUUUGGGUUGCCUUUAUUAGUGAAGUGCUUUAGGAAGUAUCGAGGAGAUAUGAAAGACAAUAUCAAAGGAAAAGGGAGACUGACACAACAAUUGAUAUUGUCCACUUCAUCGGCUAAUGACGUUUCGUCACAAAAAAUGUUACUUGAUAUAUGGAUCAUCAGAGUCGGAUUAAUCAUUGAAUCCCUUACUUUUGUUGCUUAUGGAACAGUUACAGUUGGAUCAAGUUUCACCUUAGCCACAUUAAUAGGGUCGCUAGGCACAAUUUCAAUCCCCACAGCCAAAUCGUUACUCACAAAUACAGUACCAGCCUCACAAACAGGACAAUUACUAGGCGCACUAAGUGUCAUCGAAUCAGUAAUGCGACUAGUAUCCCCAGUCAUUAUGAGUACACUAUAUAGUUUGCUGGUGGCGAAUGCACCGCAUGUUAUUUGGUUCGUUCUUGCUGGGUUUUUAGCUGUUGGGGCAACACUUUCUUUUUUUAUUGUAUUUGAAGAUGAGGUUAAUUGA